This is a messenger RNA of Rhopalosiphum padi (bird cherry-oat aphid), 860 nucleotides long. Its product is annotated as gastrula zinc finger protein XlCGF71.1-like. The record is from RefSeq and is a predicted model, not a curated record. Gene Ontology annotation, molecular function: DNA-binding transcription factor activity, RNA polymerase II-specific; RNA polymerase II cis-regulatory region sequence-specific DNA binding. The transcript has 5 exons. Gene Ontology annotation, biological process: regulation of transcription by RNA polymerase II. Gene Ontology annotation, cellular component: nucleus. Lineage: Eukaryota; Metazoa; Arthropoda; Insecta; Hemiptera; Aphididae. Bases 163 to 732 code for a protein of 189 amino acids.
AUGACGAAUUACGGUAUACAACAAUUCUGUAGACAUUUUUACCAGUUAUCUGUGAUAAUUUUUUUAAAUUUUGGCUCUAAAUUAUUUUCAACUAUUUAAUGAUUAACCGUUGUCUAUUACACCCGACUUCGUGGGUUUUGCACUUUUUUAAAUUUAAGAAAAAUGGCUACAUCAAUAGAAGAUGCUGUAUCAGUGUCAAAGAUUAUUUAUCAAACCCGUUCACGCAAGAAUGAAAAAAAACCCGAAGAUUCAAAUGACAACAAAGAAGAUACAUCAUUAUUAAAAAAAAUGGUUAAACAAAAGAUAAAGAUUGAGACCAUGGAUCAUACCGAAAUUAUGUCAUCAAAAAAAUCUAAGAAACCUAAUCAACCUACCACAAAAAUAGAAGAUCCGAAAAUGUGUUUUACGUGUGAUGUUUGUAAUGCAUCAUUUACUCAAAAACAUCAUAUAGUUAGACAUUGUAGAAUCCAUACAAGCGAAAAACCAUUUUCGUGUGAUGUUUGUUGUAAAACAUUUAGGGACCAAUCUAAUUUGCAAAAUCACCUAAAUACUCACACCGAAGAAAAACGUUUCCAGUGCUUUAAUUGUGGUAAAAAGUUUAGGAAAAAUUAUAAUUUACUUGUUCACUAUAGAACACAUUCUCGUGAAAAACCAUACAAGUGUAAUGAAUGUAUAUUGUCGUACAUGACUAAUGGAAAUCUUACAAGACAUAUAAGUAUAAAACAUCCAUAAUAUUUUUAAAUUUAUUAUAAUUACUAAUGUUGUUGUAAGUUAUGAUGUACCUGCCGCUUCCAAUUUAUCACUUCUGAAUUAUUAUUUUUGUAAGCCUAACUAUCAAUAAAUAUAUAAUUUUAAAUACA